Molecule: messenger RNA, 1392 nt
Organism: Ogataea angusta
Lineage: Eukaryota; Fungi; Ascomycota; Pichiomycetes; Pichiales; Pichiaceae
Exons: 1
Coding region: 1-1392 (463 amino acids)
Cellular component (GO): cytoplasm
Molecular function (GO): glycosyltransferase activity
Source: RefSeq, a predicted model, not a curated record
AUGUCGGCCUACGCCCUUCUCCUGCUUGAGAACACAUAUCUUCCAGGCGUUCUCGCUGUCCGCAAGGCUCUCUCCGACACAAAAGCCCAAUUCCCAGUGGUUCUCCUCUAUUCGGCCAAAAACGUCAACAAAGACACAAUUGCCUUGUUUGCCGCCUCCAAGUUGUUUUCGGACCUCAUCAACAUCGACGACAACAUCCUCGUGUCCAAUUCCCCCCACACGCUGGAAUUCGUCCUCAACAGGCCCGACCUGGCAUACACGCUGUCCAAAAUCAACCUCUGGCGACUGGUGGAGUACUCAAAGCUUGUUUACCUCGACGCAGACACCCUGCCCUUGCAAAACCUAGACCACUUGUUUGCCCAGAACUUUGACGCCUCCCAGGUCAUGGCGGCGCCCGACUGCGGCUGGCCCGACCUGUUCAAUUCCGGGGUUAUGGUGCUGCAACCAAACAUGACUGUGUUUCAGGAAUUGAUGGACCUGUACGAGUCGACAGAGUCGUUCGACGGCGCCGACCAGGGCCUGCUGAACCACUACUUCAAUCCAGACCUGUACCACGGUGGCACCUCGCGCUGGCUGCGGCUGCCGUUCAUCUACAACUGCACGCUGAACUCGCACUACGAGUACUUCCCAGCUCUGCAACGCUAUUUCCAGGACAUCAAGGUGUUUCACUUCAUAGGCGACAAGAAGCCCUGGGACCGGAACUACGCCGCCCAGUUGCGCAAGGACCCUUCGCUGUUCAAGGUCGCAGACAACAAGAACGUUUAUGAACUCUGGCAUGAGGUGUAUGAGUCCAUUGAGAUAGACGGUCAUUCGCAGAAUGCAAUUCUGCAAAUUAGUGAGAAAGCUGAGCCAGGCCAUGUUGCCACUGUUGAGGCCGUUGAGGCCGUGGAGGCACCACAGCCACAGCCACCUGUUGUUCACCACCAAUACUACUACAAGGAGCCUGAAUCUGAGCCAGAAAAGUACGAGGAGAACCGCGGCGAGGCAUGGAAGCUGAACGAGUCGCGGGGCCCAAACAAAUGGGAGGACCCUAGCGAGUCGGAGGAGGAGAAGGAGGACACUAGAGAGCUGGACACUAAAGAACUGGUUCACUCGCUAUCGCAGCUGGACGUCGAGAGCCCGCAGGACGACUACGCCAGCACGCACCCGAUCUUCCCGUGGGAGAAGUCGGCCGCCAGACAGAAGCCUACACGGUCGUUUAGUGCGAGAACGUCGCUGCCGACGACGCUGACGAAAAUCCCGUUCACGGCCGCCUUUGACAACGGCUCAGAGCUAGAAAACUACAUUGCCAGCAGAGACCAGGCCGAGCGGCCCGAGACGCUGCAGGAGAUCAAGAAGGACGAACAGCUGGACGAGCAGGAGUCCCAAGAGCUGGAAAAAUUAGCACCUUAA